Molecule: messenger RNA, 703 nt
Organism: Stomoxys calcitrans (stable fly)
Lineage: Eukaryota; Metazoa; Arthropoda; Insecta; Diptera; Muscidae
Gene: Apf
Product: bis(5'-nucleosyl)-tetraphosphatase [asymmetrical]
Exons: 3
Coding region: 57-488 (143 amino acids)
Biological process (GO): ATP biosynthetic process; AMP biosynthetic process
Molecular function (GO): bis(5'-nucleosyl)-tetraphosphatase (asymmetrical) activity
Source: RefSeq, a predicted model, not a curated record
AUUGCAGAAAACAACCUCACCUUAAAGUAACCAAAGUUACAAACAGCUAUAUUACAAUGGCUAAAAGAGCUGCUGGAUUUGUCAUAUUUCGCCGUCUACAAGAUGAAAUAGAAUUUCUUUUACUAAAGGCAUCUUAUGGCAACUUCCAUUGGUCAGCACCCAAAGGGCAUGUAGAUCCUGGGGAAGAUGAUUACACUACGGCUGUAAGAGAAACGAGAGAGGAAGCCGGAUACACUGAAGAAGAUUUGAAUAUAUACAAAGAUAAUCCAAUUACAUUGAACUACGAAGUAAAAGGCAAACCUAAAGUUGUUAUUUACUGGCUGGCCGAAUUAAAUGAUCCAUCUAAAGAACCUACCCUUUCAGAAGAACAUACGGAAUUAAAAUGGCUUACUAAGGAGGCAGCAAAAGAAAUUGUUGGAUAUAAGGACAAUCAAGAAAUGAUUGACAAAUUUUAUGAAGUAAUAUCGACAUUAUGUAUAAAGAAAUAAAAUGCUCAUGUAUGGAAGUGUUAAAGGCAGUAAGGGACGAUAUGCAUCAGAGAACGGUUUGAAUGCCAUUUCCAUUGCCUAUGAAUCCAAUAGUAAAAAUAAUGCAUAUUGUCGUCAUAGAAAGUGAAUAUGGCGAAAGCCGUGCAUUGCAUUGCAUGACUUCUUCAUCUACUUAACACUCUCAAAGUCAACGAAUAUGCAGCCAAUGGUGUAAA